AUCCUCUUUUUUUUAUUCUUUCUAGAUACCGAUUGUUUUAAUUAAUUAAAAAAAGAUACUAGAUCAAACAAAAGUCUUCAGUUUCAUACUUGGGGGGAAAUUAAAUAGCUAAUAAAUAAAAAGGGAUCAGAGUGAGUGAAAGAGAGAGAAGAAGCGUUUCGUCCUCUUCUUGGUUUUCCUUCUUCCAUUAAUACAAAUCAAUCCUACUCACAAAGCUUCAUUCAUCUCUCACUUCAGUUUCUCUGUCUCCAUUGAGAGUAACAAAACUCUAUUUAAAAAAAAACCCUCACUUUUCUGAUUCUCAUUUAAUCUCUCAAAUCGGAAGUUUAAAGAAUCCUUCUCGUUCUUUGGUGGGUUUUGUUUUCUUAAGAGAAGUUUCUGGGGAAUAAUCAGAGAAUUGGGAUAUACAGUGUUUAAAAGAAAAAGAGUUUAGGUUGGGAAUUGCUAUAUAGCUUUACCAUAUUGGGACUAAUGAGAGACGACUGAGAAGUUUUCAAACUUUUGUGUGGACUGAUUAUGCAUAAAGAUCUGAUCUCAGCAAGAGAUUGAGCCAAGAAGAAGAAAAGGAGCAGAGAUAAUGUGGUGGUGGUCUUCUUCAUCAAAAGGCCGUUCAAAUCUGGAGAGGUUUCUCUUAGGAGUCACUCCUAAGCCUCCUUCAUUCUCUCUUCCUCAGCAGGGGAAGGAGGAGACGGAAUACUUCAGGCUCGGUGAUCUUUGGGAUUGUUACGAUGAACUGAGCGCAUAUGGUUUUGAAUCACAAGUUGAUCUAAACAAUGGUGAAACCGUUAUGCAGUAUUAUGUCCCGUAUCUGUCUGCCAUCCAAAUCCACACUAACAAACCCGCUUUGAUGUCCAGGAGCUUGAAUGAGGUUGUUCUUGAGUCUGAGAGUAGUGAGUGUUGGAGUGAUAGUGAGAGCGAGAAGUUGUUGUCAAGAUCCAUGAGCAAUGAUUCUAGCAAAACAUGGGAUGCUGUCUCUGAAGAUUCGGUGUUUGAUCCAGAUGGUACAGUAUUGUUGCGAGAUAGACUUGGUUACCUUGACUUUAAAUACAUCGAAAGAGAUCCUCCUUACAAGCGAGUUCCCUUAACCGACAAGAUAAACGAGCUGGCUGAGAAAUAUCCGGGACUGAUGACCUUAAGGAGUGUCGAUAUGUCUCCUGCUAGUUGGAUGGCUGUUGCGUGGUACCCGAUAUAUCACAUCCCAAGCUGCAAGAACGAGAAGGACUUGACGACAGGCUUUUUAACUUAUCAUACUUUGUCUUCUUCGUUUCAAGAUAAUGUGGUGGAAGGAGAUUCUAGUAACAACAAAGUAAUGGAAGAAACUGAUUGUUGUGUUGUAAACAAGAGAAUCCCAUUGCCUCCGUUUGGUUUAGCUGCUUACAAAAUGCAAGGAGAUCUUUGGGGCAAGACAGGGUUUGACCAGGACCGGUUGGUUUACCUUCAAAGCGCUGCAGAUUCAUGGCUGAAACAGCUGAAUGUUGACCACCAUGACUAUAACUUCUUCAUAAACUCCAACUUUUAAAGAUCAGUUUAAGGGGGUCCUCUUAACGUUGGCCCUUUCUUCCAAACACUAAAAAAAACAUAACCCUGAAGUGUUCUUUGUUGUUGUCUGGCUCGUUGUGUUGCUUUAGGUAGCAACGGCCAUUGCAGAGUUUUUUUUUCUCAUGUUGCAAGCCAUGGAUGUUACUAAGAAGAGAACAGAGUUUUUUUUCUUGCAUGAGUGAGGGACCAUGUAAAUGAAGUUGGCUACUCUUUUACUUCUCUUCUGUCUCUUUUUUUACUAAAUGGAUCUGUGAACUCUGUUUUGUACUUUUCUGUCUGAAAAUAUGAAAAUCUGUGCCUUUCUUGUA
Brassica napus (rape) is the source of this 1847-nucleotide messenger RNA. RefSeq lists its product as uncharacterized. The record is from RefSeq and is a predicted model, not a curated record. Lineage: Eukaryota; Viridiplantae; Streptophyta; Magnoliopsida; Brassicales; Brassicaceae. Bases 578 to 1519 code for a protein of 313 amino acids. The transcript has 6 exons.